Messenger RNA from Leptosomus discolor (cuckoo roller), 1326 nucleotides. The record is from RefSeq and is a predicted model, not a curated record. Lineage: Eukaryota; Metazoa; Chordata; Aves; Leptosomiformes; Leptosomidae.
AUGAAGGAGCCGUCACUAACUUACUUCCUUUCGUACCGCAGCCCUGACGGCAGCAAGCUCAGAUCAAAGAGCGCGCUUGCGGAGUAUUUUCGGAAAACUGGUGAGACAACGCUAAAAGCAGAAGACUUUGAUUUUACAGCUCCUCGUCAGAGCAGUGCCCGCUCGAGGGUGAAAAGAUGCGGCACAAAAGCUGCGGGAACUGUUUUAGAGAACGAGGAUUGCCACAGGCAAGUGCAAGGCCUCGGUACACAAAACGGUGCAGAGGACAGAAUUCUAAAUGUUCAGACUGGAAAUGAGCACCUGGAAGAUGUUACGUCCACUCCAGAGAGUGAAGAUUUGAUCACGAAAGGCAUAAACCCCCAGGACUGUUUGAAAAUGAAAAAAAAGGGGGCAGGUGGAAAAGGCAUUCAGAGUGAGAAGACUGGAAGGAGCUCAGGGAAGAGGAAUCAAGAUAAUACGCAGAAGAAAAGGCAGAGAAGAGUCUGUAGCCAAGAGGAAGCUGAGUGCGUUCAGAGCAAGAAGCUCUGUCGAGAGACAGACCCGCGUGCCGCUGGUGGUCAGGGCGUUGCUGAUCAGAACACCGACCCGCUGGGUGCAGGGAGAGCUCCGUGGAGGGUGACCAGGUCACAGUCGGGCGCACGGCUGAGGCCAGCGGCAGCUCGCGCGCAGAGGCAGCUGGAGGUCCUGGCAGCGGAGGAAGGUGUGGAGGCAGGUUCUGCAAAGCCUGAGGAGAAAACCGCAAAAUACUUGGGUUUUCUAAUGCUGAAGUAUUAUUUCUUUACAGAAGAGUCUGUCCCACGAACACAAGUGGAUAGGAGGAAAACGAGUCCCUAUUUUUCAAGUAAAUACAGUAAAGAAGCUCCCAGCCCACCUAGAAGGAAGGCCUUAAGGAAAUGGACUCCUCCACGCUCUCCUUUUAAUCUGGUCCAAGAAACACUUUUCCAUGAUCCGUGGAAACUUCUCAUUGCAACCAUAUUUCUCAAUAAAACUUCAGGCAAGAUGGCAAUCCCUGUGCUCUGGGAGUUCCUGAAGAAGUAUCCUUCUCCGGAAAUAGCCAGGGCCGCAGACUGGAAAGAGAUGUCAGAGCUGCUCAAACCGCUCGGCCUCUACGAACUCAGAGCAAAAACCAUCACCAAGUUCUCGGACGAGUACCUGAGCAAGCGGUGGAAGUACCCCAUCGAGCUGCACGGCAUCGGCAAGUACGGGAACGACUCCUACCGCAUCUUCUGCGUCAACGAGUGGAAGGAGGUGCAGCCGCAGGACCACAAGCUGAACGUGUACCACGCGUGGCUCUGGGAGAACCGGGAGCGGCUCAGCCUGGGCUGA